Molecule: messenger RNA, 336 nt
Organism: Rotaria sp. Silwood1
Lineage: Eukaryota; Metazoa; Rotifera; Eurotatoria; Philodinida; Philodinidae
Source: the annotation of a GenBank genome assembly
AUGCGACAUACUAUGGGUAACACGCCACAUUUGUUAACAACUGCGAGGAUCCUUAUGGCUAUUGAUUUGGAAUUGUGGUAUAUGCGAUCUUUGAAAUUUAUGAUUUCACACAACUAUCUUGGACCUAAACUUCUGAUGAUUAAAAGUAUGGCACGUGAUUUGGCUUCUUUCUUAUAUAUCAUAUUUGUAUUCAUAAUCGCUUAUGGUGUUGUUUCGCGUGCUAUGAUCAUGUAUAAAAAAGUCGAUUUCAAUGUUCAUGACAUAUUUAGUCGAAUACUUUAUCCUCCCUUUUCAUUUUUAUUUGGUGGUAGCGAUAAACUUCUUGAAGGCAAGUAG